AAUGAUACGAUGGACGUGGCUCUUUUUGGAGCGCGGGAGAGAGCUGCUCCGUUUGUUGUUUGUCCAGCCUUUGAGCGGCGCUUGGGGCAGACUCUCUAACGCAAUGGCGAGGGGCUGAGAGUGCGGUUGCUUAGGUUAACGGGAGCUUUGAAAGAGCCGUUUAAAUAGGGGGCUGAUCAUUUUGAAGAAAAGGAACGAUAGUCAAAUGGAGCAAAAAACAAACACAAGAGGCGCUCUUAUUAAGUGAAGUGUUUAUGGCGUGAGCUUGCUCACAUUAGGAUUGAUUUUCCCCCUUAAUGCUCCAAACGGUUCUUGUAAAAAAGGAAGAUCUUUUAUUGAUUGAACUACUAUUCCAUCCCCACGUUAUAUUUUUCUGAGGGUUAAUAAUAGAUGAGAACAGAUUUCUAUAUCUUUUAAAAGAUUUUAUUUUUUAAACAAGACAGCUAGCAGUUAUUACAAAGCAAGAAUUUGUUGAAAAGGGUGCAGAAAUGUCUCUCAAAGUCACCUUGUAUGAACUGGCAGACCUCUCCAUAGGGACUCCUGAGAUUGGCAUUGUCAAUUUCAAUGCCCUCCACACCCUCCUCCAUGCCAUCCUCGGACACCUCAACCUUCAGGAUAUAGAAACUGAACUCAAGAUGGACAGGGGUCCACCAUCUAAGCCACAACUCAUGGCUGCAGUAGCUGCUGCUGCUGAGAAAGGUUUGGGGGGUUUCUUAUCCCAAGAAGUAUUAUGGAAAGACAAGGAGGACAAAGGGGAAGUUUCAGGAGAAGAUGUAGAUUCUCGACUUACUGAUUUAGAAAAGAAAUUGUAUCUGAUGCAGGCUAAUCUCCAAGGCGUGGCUGAUCAGGUCCAGGGGAUGGAAGAUCAGGUUCAGGGAGUGCAAGAUCAGGUUCAGGGAGUGCAAGGUAAAGUGCAAGGGAUAGGGAAGAAGCUUAAAGGGUUUGAACAACAGAUCGCUGGCCUGGAGAAAUUGCCUUCUGGAACCGACUUGAUGGAAAAAUCCAAGAGCGGCUCUGCCACUGCUGUGGCUGAUAUGUGGCAAAUGAUGCAGAUGCAGAAGAAAGUUGAAGCCAACGAAGUCGGUGUCAACCAGGCCAUGUCUCUGUUACAGGAUGUAUUGGAUGAGACUGGCAAAAUGAAAUCAGCCACAACCAACUUGGAGGACGAAGUACAAAAAAUCAAGGAACACUUAGCCUUGAUAGACCCCCAUGCAUUUGACGAUCGGCUAAGGACUUGCUUAAGUGAUCAGAUGAGUUUGGAUAAUGAAGUGAGAGACUUGGAGAAGAGGAUAAGCCAAUUUCCUUCCCCAGAGGAAAUGAACAAUAUGGUGCGGUGGGAAGUUCUAGAGGAUGUUCUUGUGAAAGGGAAGAGGAGCCCAUCUCCUGAGACAAGUCCAGUCCAGCACUCUCCAACUGGUUCUACCUCCUCUCCAGAAAGCAGAACAACCCCUGGGUCUCCAGGAACCCAGCCUGGCUCUCAGAGAAGAGCUGGAACACCAGGCACACAGGCUGGUGCACCAGGGUCUCCAAGAGGUGCCCCAGCAGGUGUUCCUGGAGCUCAGCCAGGAGGUCCUGGGGGCCAAAUGUACCCAGGAGGCCAGCCUGGUGUUGCUGGAGCUGAUGGAUCCCAGCCAGGAGGUCCUGGGACCCAGAUGUAUCCAGGCAGCCAACCUGGAGCCCAAGCACCUUAUCCUGGAGCACCUGGAGCCUAUCCAGAGGCUCCUGGAGCCCAAGCACCCUAUCCUGGAGCACCUGGAGCUUAUCCUGGGGCUCCUGGAGCCCAAGCACCCUAUCCUGGAGCACCCGGAGCUUAUCCUGGGGCUCCUGGAGCCCAAGCACCCUAUCCUGGAGCACCUGGAGCUUAUCCUGGGGCUCCUGGAGCCCAAGCACCCUAUCCUGGAGCACCCGGAGCUUAUCCUGGGGCUCCUGGAGCCCAAGCACCUUAUCCUGGAGCACCCGGAGCUUAUCCUGGAGCUCAAGCACCCUAUCCCGGAGCACCCAGGGCCUAUCCUGGGGCUCAACCUGGGGCUCCUGGAGCCCAAGCUCCCUAUCCCGGAGCACCUGGGGCUCCUGGAGCUCAAGCACCCUAUCCUGGGGCUCCUGGAACCCAAGCACCUUAUCCUGGAGCACCCGGAACUUAUCCAGGGGCUCCUGGAGCUCAAGCACCCUAUCCCGGAGCACCCGGAGCUUAUCCAGGGGCUCCUGGAGCUAAAGCACCCUAUCCCAGAGCACCCGUGGCCUAUCCUGGAGCACCUGGGGCUCAACCUGGGGCUCCUGGAGCCCAAGCUCCCUAUCCUGGAGCUCAGCCUGGGGCUCCUGGAGCUCAAACACCCUAUCCUGGAGCACCUGGGGCUCAAGCACCCUAUUCCGGAGCACCUGGGGCUCAAGCACCCUAUUCCGGAGCACCUGGGGCUCAACCUGGGGCUCAACCUGGGGCUCCUGGAGCCCAGGCUCCCUAUCCUGGAGCUCAUGGGGCCUAUCCUGGAGCACCUGGAGCCCAAGCACCCUAUCCUGGAGCCCCUGGGGCUCAACCUGGGGCUCCUGGAGCACUUGGGGCACAAGCAGUACAGCCUGGGGUUCCUGGGGCCCAGCCCGGGGUUCCUGGGGCCGAAGCAGCCCAGCCUGGAGCACCCGGAGCCCAGGCAACCUAUCCAGGAGCCCAGCCUGGCGUUCCUGGGUCUGAAGCAGCUUAUCCUGGAGCUCCUGGGGUUCAGCCAGCAUAUGGUGGAUCUGGGGCUAUCCUUCCAUGGAUACAGGCUGGAUAUCCCGGGCCCCCUGCAUUCUAUCCUGGUGCUCCUGAUGCCCAAAGUAUGUACAUUGGCCAGCCUGGGAUUCCAUGGCCUAGCCCUCCUGGAUAUCAGCCUGGAGAACCUGGAACACAGCUUGUGCUGCCUGGGGCAGGCCAACUUUCCGUUCCUCUUGGACCUGUAGUUGGUGCUACACCUCCAGCAUCUCCAUUAUUCCCUUCCACAACCCCUCUACAGUUUUCCGAGUCUCCCUCUGGAUCCACUUUGGCCCCAGCCCGCUAUGCUGAGACUGUGGAUGCCCUGCGCUCACUCGCACAGCUGACUGACUUGUACUAUGCUUUGAGAGACCAGAUCAAUCUGCUGGAUCAGUACAAGUGUAACCACUCUGAUCUCCGUAGGCUGCAAGACUUCCUCACCGAUGCAGUUUAUAGGAACAUUGCCAUCAUCCCACCUGAUCUUCCAGAAAAGCUUGCUGCAAUCAAGGCCAUGGAGGAAGACCUGAAAACUGAGAAAGAGAAGUUAAACAAGAUUCAGAGUGUACUUGAAGGAGAGCUGGCGGUAACAGACUCGGAAGAAAAACUGGAGGGAGCUGGUCAGAUCAACAUGCAGAUAGGUUAUCUGAGAGCAACAGUGCAGGAUAUAGAGAAAGAGCUAAAGGAGCUCAGGAACAAGCAGGAUGCAGGGAAAGCCACGCUGGAGCAGUCAGUGACCGACACUGCCGUCUACCUGCAAGAACAGUUAGACAGGCUUAGAUCUGUCAUAGAGAACAUGAUGGCCUCCUCAUCCACCUUGCUGUCCAUGAGUAUGCCACCUACCCCGGAGCCUGGGCUGGCUCAAGUCCAGGGCACAUGCACAGCUUGCAGCUUAGAUGUCAGUGAGAAGGUUAGCCAGCUGUUCAGGCGCUAUGAGCAGCUGCAGGACUCGAUUAACAACUUCAUGUUAAGACAUGCAGAAGGCAGAAUAGCCAAGAAACCCAAGCACCGCCAGGAUGAAGAGAUGCUCAACCAGAUCCAAACUACCAUCCUGCAAGUUCAGGAUGACUGUGAGAAGCUGAACAACACCACGGGCAAUCUCAUAGAAGAUCAUCGCCAGAAGCAGAAGGAGAUCAGUAUGUUGUUCAAGUCCCUGGAGAAACUAGAAAAUGAAAAAGCGGACAAAGACCGCCUAGUGAUGGAAGUUGAUGUGAAAGCAGAUAAGGCUGCUCUUGCUGGGAAGGUCAGCCGUACACAGUUUGAUGCCACUACAGAGCAGUUGCAUAAGAUGAUGCAGGAGCUCUUAAAUAAGAUGGCUGGGCAAGAGCAAGAUUGGCAGAAAAUGCUUGACAAACUCUUGAUUGAAAUGGACUCCAAGCUAGACCGCUUGGAACUGGAUCCUUUCAGACAGCAGCUGGAGGAGCGCUGGAAGGAUAUUCGGAAACAGCUGAAGGACAGAGUUCCAUGUGGUGAAGGAGAUGAUGCUGCUGGGAUUAGGAGGAGACUACUGGCUCAUUUCCACUGCAUUUCUUGUGACCGACCUUUGGAAAUGGUGGUGCCUGGCCCGCACAUCACAACACUCCCUGCUGUGCCAGGUUUACCUGCUCACCAGUCCCUCCGGCCAUACUUGGUUUAUGAAAUGGAACAAAUCAGGCAGCUGAACCGCAAUCUGAAGUUAGGACCUGGUGCUCGUUUUGAUGCACUGGAGAAGAGUGCGAGUCUUAAUAAGCUGCGUCGCAUCCAUUCCAAGAUGCUCAUGGAUAUACAGAAGGUGCAGAGCCAUUAUGGUGGAGCAGCGAAGGUCAACGCUCAGAUGAUCAGAGAGCUCCUGCAGGCUCAGUUUCUCGGCUCAAGCCCAUUUGGCAAACGUGACAGACUUCCUGAGAUGGCAGACUACAGCUAUGUAAGUGUACCUCGUCACUGCGGAGGCAGCCACACCCUCACUUACCCGUACAGGCGCUAUGGAAGAUUGCAGCAGUUUGCCCAGUCUAUGGCACCGGUCCACACAGAUGAAAAUGGCAUGUUGGCCAUGAUGAAGCAUGAAGAGGUAGAUAUACUGGGCCUUGACGGUCAUAUCUACAAAGGAAGAAUGGACACGCAGCUCCCUUCAAUUACUGGAAAGGACAGUAACUUAAGACAGAGAAACAAGCUGAUUCGAUCCUCCUCCCAAAGGAAUCAGCCUACACUCAGUGACAUUGCCAAUCUACCGGCUCGUCCCCACACUGCCAAAGUGUCUUUGCGCAGCCUGUCAGCUAAGUCCAUAGGGGACAAGUCCCUGAGCCAUGUGAGGAUCACUGAAGAGCCUGGAAUGCAGGACAGAGAAACUCUUGAGCUGCGAAUGGAGAUUCCCUCGAGACAACAAUCUGAUGAGCAGUCAGCAUAAGCAGAGACAUACCAGCCUUGUGCCUCAGUGAGAACAUGGUUCUCCCAGAUGAACGCCAGACAAUAAAGAGUGAACGAAACAGGAAGAAAACUAUGCAGACAUACUGCUGCCACGGGAACACAGCCAUCUUCUUGCGCUUUGCCUACAGGUGCAGUCUCUGGCUCCUCCAUAUAGUGAUGUUCCCAAGGGAGGGAGGGUUGGGAAAAGGGGGGGGGGCAACACUUCCACAGAAACCACUGUUUCAUGGGGUCUGUGUUCAUUCAUUUGAUUUGUUCAAGAAAAUGUAUUCUUUAAUACAAAAUCCUCUGUUUAAACUGGUAAGAGAACACCCUCAACUUCCCCUUAUUUUCUUCUUCUUGUGUCAUAUCCCACAGCCAGACAUACAAUGGCCACGUAAAAGAGGUUGCUGUUACAUCAAGGAGCAAUCCAUUUUGUGGUCCAGCAAAUUGCUGCCCCUGUUGUGAUUGGGGAAGUUGGAGGGGAGAACACAGGGCUGUUUGAGACAUCUCCCUGCAGUGGCUGAGUGGAACACUGCACAUGGGAUAUGUAUUCUUUUGCUAUUUCAACUUUUAUAUUAGUACAGUUGCUUUUGGGUUCAGCACAUACAACUCAUGGCAAAAUAUCUCAUCCCUAGAUUCAUAAUAAAUAUGGAAUUCAUAACUUUCACCAGAUUCAGUAGUUCAGAUCUGUUGCCAAACUUGAACUAUUUAUUAUUCAAAAUUUGGAUAGUGAUUUGUUUUGAUACAUUGUGCAUCAGUUACGAUACCUGUAAGCAAAAACUUGUUCCUGUUAGAUACUGAAAAUGCUCAGCAGAUUGAUGCUUAAAAUGUCUGCCCCUUAAACUGAUCAAACCAAGUUUGCAGCAAUGUAUGUAGUUUGAAGGGAUAAUCUGUACUUAGCUAUUCGGUAACCAACAUGACAUUUAAGUGGAUUUAUGUUGUUGGUUGGCAAGCCCAGGUCAUCUUCGUUGCAUGAUAUGAAUGUGUAAGUGAAUUAGAAAGUUCAUAAAACCCCAAAUAGCAGAGGAAUAUUUAUUCCCUUCAUCUCACAUAUGCAUUUGAGCUGAUCAGUAAGCUGGGCAAACAACUGAAUUCCAAUUGCGUGGCCAAAAUUUUCACUCCCUUGUAAAUCUUAAAUCAUCACUUGAGAAUUCCAAAAGCUUUCUAAACCAAAUAAACUUUGGGUGGAAAACAUAACAUUUGGUUCCCCAGUAUGGCUGUGGAUCUUUUAGUGCCUAGUUACAUCAUGCAGAAUGUAAGCAGACUAGAAAAAUAUCACAGGCUGUCUCAUAAUGCAACAGAAGGGUUUUACUGAACUAUUCAUAGGGAGGUGCUAUCA
Messenger RNA from Rhineura floridana, 6440 nucleotides. It is a transcript of the gene QRICH2, whose product is annotated as glutamine rich 2. The transcript has 20 exons. The record is from RefSeq and is a predicted model, not a curated record. NCBI's taxonomy places the organism in Eukaryota, Metazoa, Chordata, Lepidosauria, Squamata, Rhineuridae. Bases 489 to 5102 code for a protein of 1537 amino acids.